AUGGUCCUGCUGCUGGUCAUCCUCAUCCCGGUGCUGGUGAGCUCGGCGGGGACGUCGGCGCACUACGAGAUGCUGGGCACCUGCCGCAUGGUCUGCGACCCCUACGGGGGCACCAAAGCUCCCAGCACGGCAGCGACCCCCGACCGGGGCCUCAUGCAAUCGCUGCCCACCUUCAUCCAGGGCCCCAAAGGCGAAGCCGGCCGGCCGGGCAAAGCCGGCCCCCGCGGACCUCCCGGAGAGCCCGGGCCGCCGGGCCCCGUGGGGCCGCCCGGAGAGAAGGGGGAGCCGGGCCGUCAGGGCCUGCCGGGGCCCCCCGGGGCUCCGGGGCUCAACGCGGCCGGGGCCAUCAGCGCCGCCACCUACAGCACCGUACCCAAAAUCGCCUUCUACGCGGGCCUUAAGCGCCAACACGAAGGUUACGAGGUCCUCAAGUUCGACGACGUAGUCACCAAUCUGGGCAACCACUACGACCCGACCACGGGCAAGUUUACCUGUUCCAUCCCAGGCAUCUACUUCUUCACCUACCACGUCCUGAUGCGCGGGGGGGAUGGCACCAGCAUGUGGGCUGAUCUCUGCAAAAACAACCAGGUCCGUGCUAGUGCGAUUGCUCAGGAUGCUGAUCAGAAUUACGACUAUGCCAGUAACAGUGUGGUUCUUCAUUUGGAGCCAGGAGAUGAAGUCUACAUAAAGUUAGAUGGAGGAAAAGCACAUGGAGGAAACAACAACAAAUACAGCACGUUUUCUGGAUUUAUUAUUUAUGCGGACUGAUAAUUCAGGAACUAAGCUUAUUUCUUCUGAAUCUGAGCAAUGGAUCCAUAAUGGCUCAUGCCUGUGAAUCAAGAAUCCCAGUGGAUACCAACAGUGGGGCACAUCAAUAGUGUGUGUGUGUUGGGGGGAGGGGGGAAAUCAAAUGCUACCUGACUCACAUCUGUACAACUCAGAAAAAAACCUUAUGUUAAAAAAAAAAAUUAAAAGCAAGAUAUGCAGAUGUGUGAUCCACUACCGCCGCCAAAGCAAAUACUCCUUAAUGUUAGUGUCCACGUGAAUGAAGUCCUAUAGAGAUCACAACUUUUUAUAGAAAAAUCUACUACACUAAAUUAUUUCUUCAAUAUAUAUGAUACUUUGGUGUAUUAUGGUAUUGCUGCUUUUAUCCAUAUGUCAGCUUUGGUUCUUGUGAGUUUACCUGCUAAUUAUGAUACCUGGAGGCCACUUACAGUGUGGUGAGGGAUGAUUUUAUGCUAAAAAGAAAGGUUCGAGGGAAAUCAUACUGUUUCUUUCCAAAGAAAUUGUUUGCCUUGUAUUUUUGUUACUGUUAUACCUAAACUUAAGAGUGAUUCAGCUUUAAGCCUUAACCUGGAAUGUUCUAGAUUUUGAGGGAAGUAAUUCUCAAGCCUUGUAUUAUUGCCACAUAGUUUAAUUUUUAUUAAUUUGGUCUUCCCCUCCCUCUAAUGAUGAUUUUUAGAAACAGAGCUAGAAUGUAACAUUGAAUUGUCCUGUACAUGUGCUAAGAAAUUUGUGUAAGUAUCUACAGUGUUUAGAUAGCUUCAUAAUUGUUCAUCUUGUCAAUAUAAAUAUUGAGUCCAUAUAAAAAAAAAUUCUACACUUCCUUCAAAAGGCAAAAGCAUUUCUUCUUCAGUAUAAAUCCAGAUUGCCGUCCUCUUCCCCAUCCACACCCCUCAUGCCCUGGGAUGGAACAAAAGAUUAUUGAUGUACAAAGGCUUAAUUUGGGCCACUGCAUGAAUUACCAAGGGGACAGUUUGUAAUGCCUUCAAACCCUUACUACAAGUUUGUAGCCUGAGGUUAUUUCAAAAUUAACAGAUAGACAUAUUAUCAAUACAAGAUGUAUAUAU
Messenger RNA from Vombatus ursinus (common wombat), 1850 nucleotides. RefSeq names its product complement C1q like 3 (gene C1QL3). Gene Ontology annotation, molecular function: protein binding. The coding region runs from base 1 to 768 and encodes 255 amino acids. The transcript has 2 exons. NCBI's taxonomy places the organism in Eukaryota, Metazoa, Chordata, Mammalia, Diprotodontia, Vombatidae. The record is from RefSeq and is a predicted model, not a curated record.